Messenger RNA from Chrysoperla carnea, 1767 nucleotides. It is a transcript of the gene RhoGEF4, whose product is annotated as putative protein tag-52. Gene Ontology annotation, biological process: intracellular signal transduction. The record is from RefSeq and is a predicted model, not a curated record. Gene Ontology annotation, cellular component: cytoplasm. Bases 74 to 1594 code for a protein of 506 amino acids. The transcript has 5 exons. NCBI's taxonomy places the organism in Eukaryota, Metazoa, Arthropoda, Insecta, Neuroptera, Chrysopidae. Gene Ontology annotation, molecular function: guanyl-nucleotide exchange factor activity.
UGUAACUGAACAUAAUAGAAGAAGGAUAACUUUAACGGUUUUUUACCAUCUUAUAAUUUAAUCAUUUAAAAUUAUGGCUGCAAACAAAAAAUUUUCAACAGAUAUAAUUAAACAAGAAUGUAUUUCUACACCAGAACAUAAUUCUUUUGCAACAGAAUUGCGAAAUGCAAUUCUUGCACGAAAUAUUCUUACUGCUAGAACACGUAAAAAAGUGGUAAAUUCUUUGGAUGAUAUAAGUAAGUCCAAAGAAGAAUCAAGAAGGGUUUAUUUACGAGAAAAAGCGGUUAAUGAAGUAUUAUCAUCUGAAAAAACAUAUAUCCAUCAGUUGGAAUUAAUUUUAAAAUAUUUUAUAAACCCAAUUAGAGAGAAAAAAAUUUUACCGUAUGAUAGUUUUACAUCAAUUUUUGGAAGUAUUGAUACCAUUUAUAAUGUAAAUAAAGAAUUACUUAAUGAGUUGGAGAAAGAUUCUGAAAACAUAGCUGCUUCAUUUCUAAAAUUGGCACCGUUUUUUAAAAUUUAUUCGGUUUAUGCAUAUGAUUAUAGAAAAUCAUUAUUACUUUUACAGGAAUUGGAAGGUAAAAAUCGCGAAUUUGCGAAAUUUUUGGAAAACCAAGAAAGUCGUCCUGAAGUUUCACAAAAGUUAUCGGCACUUUUAAUCACACCAAUUCAGAGAAUUCCAAGGUAUCGUCUACUUUUAAAAGAAGUGUUAGCAUAUACUACACAAUCGGAAGCAGAUUAUGAAUUAUUAAAAGAAUCAUUACAAGAAGUAGAACGAGCCGCCUAUCAUAUAAACAGUCUUGUCGAAGAACAAGAAAAUGCUCAACAUUUAUUGGAAUUACAAAGAAGUUUAUGCAAUCAAAAACCAAAUGUUGUAAAACCAGGACGUAAAUUGAUAAAAGAAGGAUUUGUUAUGAAAAUGCAACAGAAUGGUGCCCAUGGAUGUCAACGGUAUUUGAUUGUCCUCAGUGAUAUUAUAUUAUAUUGUAAAUUAGUCAAAUCGAAACCAUCUGAUCCGAAUUCGUUACAAUGUCGAUGCAUUUUACCUUUACAUAAAUGUCGAAUCACCGAAGUAUCUAGUAAAGGUGUGUUCACUAUUACAUGCCAAAAUGAAAAUUUAAUUUUAUAUUGUGAACCGGCCACUGAUGUAGCUGAAUGGAUUUCUGUAUUACAAGAUGCUGUUAAAAAAUGUAUUGAAUGUAGAAAAACGUUACGAAAAGCAAGUAGUUCACGAAAACCUGCACGAAAACGUCAUAUUCUUGAAUAUGAUGAAAAUUCUAUUGUUCCGAAGCAUCAAUUUGAUAGAAAAAGGCGAUAUCCACAGAAAGCUUUAGAAAAUGUUACAAAUAAUAAUGUACCUGUUGAUAAUAUUGAAACAGCAAAACGUUUACGUGUGAAUUCCUGUGAAAGUAGAAAUUUGGAUUACAUUCACACGUUCGAAACAAUUACGGAACAACAGGAUGAAGACCAAGUUAAUGAAAAUAUAAAUGCUUAUGGAUUACAAAAACAUGUUCCUCGAGAUGAAAGUGUUUAUUCUAAAGUAAGAGGAUAUUUUUGGGGUGUCGGAAAGUCAAUUAAAAGUAUUUUUGGUCGUUAAAUAAUUUAAAUGAAGAGUAAUAUAUGCUUGUUUUAAUACUCAUUAGGAUUGUUUAGCAAAUAUUUAGCGCGUCAGUAAUCAAGAAAAAUGAUUUGAGCUAAAGAAUUAUGAUGUCAUGAUUAAAGGAUGACGCGCAUCAAUGCUCUAAAUAUUUGCUCAACAAUCCCAAACAU